Messenger RNA from Guyanagaster necrorhizus, 1517 nucleotides. Its product is annotated as cation efflux protein. The transcript has 9 exons. Lineage: Eukaryota; Fungi; Basidiomycota; Agaricomycetes; Agaricales; Physalacriaceae. Gene Ontology annotation, molecular function: zinc ion transmembrane transporter activity. The record is from RefSeq and is a predicted model, not a curated record. Gene Ontology annotation, biological process: intracellular zinc ion homeostasis; zinc ion transmembrane transport. Gene Ontology annotation, cellular component: membrane. The coding region runs from base 74 to 1486 and encodes 470 amino acids.
GAAUCCGAUGGCUGCUUACAUUGGAGCAUGAAACCACCAUCCGGCUGCCUUUCUCCCAUAUUUUGUUGUUAUCAUGGGCGUCUCUCGCUCUGCAAAGAUUACGACUCUUCUGCUCAUUGAUAUCGCCUUUUUCUUCGUCGAACUUGUUGUCGGAUAUGCCGUUGGGUCUCUUGCACUGGUCGCAGACAGCUUCCAUAUGCUCAAUGAUGUCAUGAGCCUCGUUGUCGCCCUUUACGCUAUCAAAUUGACUGCGCAAACCGAUCCGGAUUCGCGGUAUUCUUACGGUUGGCACAGAGCGGAAAUACUCGCAGCGCUCGUCAAUGGCGUAUUUUUGCUCGCUCUCUGCUUCUCUAUCUCUCUGGAAGCUUUUGAACGGUUCUUUAGCACUCCAGAGAUAUCGAAUCCUCGAUUGGUGGUCACAGUCGGGUCUCUUGGCCUAGCGUCCAAUGUGCUUGGCCUGUUCCUGUUCCACGAACACGGCCAUUCUCAUGAUACCCCGCCACCUUCCACCCUAAACGGUGCCCUUGUUGCGCCCGGUGACGUCACUCCUACACAAAAAAUCUCAAUUCGUCGUCAGUCUCGGUCCAGAUCACGCUCCCUAUCACAAGAUUCCUUCUCAUCCAUGUAUGGACAUCCCGCCGCCACACGCGCCUCUCUCGUUAAGACGGCACAAGAAAUGGCAGCCAGGUCUCCUUCCCCAACUCGAAUUCAUCGAGAAAGUCCAUCGCUAUCAAGGUCACUGGACGCAGGUUCGCUUGCUAGUCGACAUGUCAGUGUUCUGUCUCCCGACCACGCCACAGAAGAGGAUUCGGAUACCCUUCCUGUCUCUGGUGAAAACACACCCUUGUUAAGCCAUACUCAUCAAGAUUGUGGCGUGUCGAGUGGUAACCAACACGACAACCAACAUUCCCAUGGUCAUUCCCAUGGUUCUAUGAAUAUGCGCGCAUUGGUUCUUCACGUCCUUGGUGAUGCGCUGGGAAAUGUUGGAGUCAUAGCAACUGGCUUGAUAAUCUGGCUCACUUCUUGGAGCUUCAAGUAUUACUUUGAUCCUAUAAUCAGUUUGGUUAUAACCGUAAUCAUAUUCUCUUCAGCUUUACCUCUAGUGCGCAGCGCGUCCUUUAUACUGCUUCAAGGUGUACCAUCAACCAUCUCUCUUGAUGACGUUCGUGAUUCGAUCUUGAAUGUCGAGGGGGUGCUUUCGCUUCAUGAAUUGCAUGUUUGGCAGCUGUCAGAGACCAAAAUCAUUGCCUCUGUACAUGUUCUUGCCUCUAGGAACCAUGACUUCAUGCCUGUAGCGGCAAAAAUACGCGAGGCACUCCAUCAUCACGGAAUUCAUUCCAGUACGAUACAGCCCGAAUAUCUCAAACAUACUCGGCCUGAAGAACUGUACAAAACGUCUACGUCUUGUCUCAUUCUAUGCCCACCAGACCAAGAAUGCAAUCCUCAGGAAAAUUCAUGUUGCCCCCCUUCUGUCGGAGAGGUUUAAAUUUCACAUCGCAUCUCUUAUGAUACAAGAU